Arctia plantaginis is the source of this 690-nucleotide messenger RNA. Lineage: Eukaryota; Metazoa; Arthropoda; Insecta; Lepidoptera; Erebidae. The record is from the annotation of a GenBank genome assembly.
AUGGCCGGCAUGACCGGGUUGCAAGCUGCAAACGCUGCACCUAUCACGGCCACAGACAGUUUAACACAAGCACUUAAAGCUAACAUAAUCCCUAACCAAGAAUACUUAUUACAGGGUUCUGUACUGGAUUCGGCAGUCGAAGUCCUUCUUCAUCGCCUCCGUGGUUUAUGUGACAAUGUUGACGCUGGACCAGAGACAUUUGACGACCAAGAAGUCUGUUUUAGCUUGCGAGAUCCUAAUCAGCAGGCAGCGCCAUUAAUGCUGCGUGUGAGAAAAGCCCUGGAUGCUCGUGAUAUGCCAUUCCAACUCAGAUAUAUUGGCCAGCCAGACCUAGGAGACAAGAACCGUCCCACAGUAGUCAGGUCUAGCCUCGACAUAGCCUGCAGUGGCAUGCUCAUUGAGUUUCUCAAUGAACUUGGCUGUCGGAUAGAAUUUGAAUACAGUGUCAAAGGUUACAUGUUCAGAAAAGGACGCAUGAAGAUAACAGUAGCAAAGGUGUUUAAGAUAUCCCAAGGUUCAAUGCCUCCAGAGCCUAUAUCACAGAGUUAUCUUGUAGAAUUAUCCGUAUUAGCUCCCCAAGGUCAAGACGCUAUUGCAGAGGAUAUGCGUGCUUUCGCCGAUCAGCUGCGCCCCCUUGUACAAUUAGACAAAAUUGACUACAAACGUCUUGGCCACAUGACUGGCGCCUAG